UUGUCAUAUCAUGUGCCGUUCAAUGUCUGCGCACGCGCUGACCGUUACUGCUGUGGCAGCGAAGAGACAGCCUCAGUAAGUUCGCUACCUUCGUCAGAAAAUCAUGGAGGAUGAUUCCGCGGAUAGUAUUAGCGUCUCCACAUCCACGCACUUGGUCGACAAACAUAACGAGUAUAGUAUUCAGGUAAUACGCUGGAUUCUCAAGAUGAUUAAUGUAUGGCCGCAACCCGCCGACAUGUCAAUCAUCGAGAAGAUCCGUUCCGAUUUUGCGAUAUUCGUGUGCUACUUCCUAAUAAUCGUCAUCAUGGUACCAAAUGGUAUGAGUAUGUUGCUGGAUUCGGAGCAGUCUUACGAGACCAAGCUGCUGAACUUCGGCCCCGUUACCUUCUGGUUGAUAGCGAUGGUGAAUUAUUCUUUCCUCUUGAUGCACGUUGGUGAUAUACAAGAUUGUGUAGAUCACGUGAAAACGGAUUGGCACAUGAUCAGGAGACUCGAAGAUCGGACAGUGAUGCUGAAGAGCGCCAAGCUAGGUCGAUUCAUCGCCGGUUUCUGCGCCGUGUUCAUGCAAAGCGGUGUGUUCUCAUACAAUAUCGUAACAAGCCUCUCCAAGAGUGUCUUGCACAUGGGAAAUAGCAGCAUGAUGGUUCGCACAUUACCCUAUCCCGUCUACAAGAAGAUUCUAAAUACGUACUUGAGUCCGACGUACGAGCUUGUAUUUAUUCUGCAAUGCCUCUCGUCCUUCGUCGUCACCUGCGUUACAGCCGCCACAUGCGGCCUGGCAGCGGUUUUCGUCAUGCACGCGUGCGGCCAAAUGAAAAUCAUGAUAUCUUGGCUUAAAGAUCUCAUGGACGACAGAAGUGAGGAAAAAACUUCUGGGCAAAAGUUUGCAAUCAUUGUAAAUCAUCAUUUGAGAAUCUUGAGCUUUAUAUCCCGUACAGAGAAAAUUAUGAAUAUAAUAUGUCUUGUGGAAUUAUUUGGAUGUACUAUGCAUAUAUGUUUCCUAGGAUAUUAUUGCAUUAUGGACUAUAUUAAUGACAACAAAAAGAGUAUCUUGUCGCAUUCGAUGGUAUUAUCUUCGAUUACUUUUAAUAUCUUUAUAUUUUGUUAUAUCGGGGAGAUACUUUCUGAACAGGGCGAACAGAUUGGUAAAUCUGCGUAUAUGACAAACUGGUAUCUUUUGCGUGGAAAAACCGCCCAAGGACUCAUUCUGAUAAUUCUAAGAUCCAACGCUGGUGUCAAACUAACUGCCGGGAAGAUUGUUCAGCUCUCAUUUUCUACUUUUGGUGAUGUAAUUAAAUCUGCAUUAGCAUAUUUAAAUAUUCUGCGGACUGUAAUGCUUACGUAAAUAAUUAUGGUAUAACAACUUUGGUAUGAAAAAGAUAUUAUGCAAAAUAGGCAGUU
Vollenhovia emeryi is the source of this 1401-nucleotide messenger RNA. RefSeq names its product odorant receptor 82a-like. Gene Ontology annotation, molecular function: olfactory receptor activity; odorant binding. Gene Ontology annotation, biological process: detection of chemical stimulus involved in sensory perception of smell; sensory perception of smell. NCBI's taxonomy places the organism in Eukaryota, Metazoa, Arthropoda, Insecta, Hymenoptera, Formicidae. The coding region runs from base 104 to 1345 and encodes 413 amino acids. The record is from RefSeq and is a predicted model, not a curated record. The transcript is spliced from 5 exons. Gene Ontology annotation, cellular component: plasma membrane.